GGCAGCAGCAGCAACAACAGAGCGCUCACACAGGAUAAGAAGGAUCAUGCAACCGAGAGUAGUCGCCGUAUCUGUUGCUAACCUGCUUUUUGCUGCGGGACUUUUAUGCAUGCCUCUAUCGGAUCAGGGGCCCCACAUCGCCCACGGAUGGGGCCAGGUGGUCCGGUUCAGGCACCUGUACGCAGCAAGACCCGGACUGCACCUUCUGAUCAAUGGGGAUGGACAGAUCCAUGGUUCUGCGGACCAAACUCUGUACAGUUUACUGGAGAUCCGUCCUGUGGAUCCAGGCUGUGUUGUCAUCAGAGGAGUAGCAGCCGCGCGGUUUCUCUGCAUAGAAGCAGAUGGGAGACUGUACUCAUCGCACACCUACAGCAGAGAGGACUGCACCUUCAGGGAACAGAUCUUGCCAGACGGGUACAACAUCUACGUAUCUAACAGACAUGGAUCCCUGCUCAGUCUGGGGAACCACCGGCAAAGGCUGCAGGGUCGAGACCGCGGCGUCCCAGCUCUGGCCCAGUUCCUCCCCAGGAUCAGCACCCUGGAGGAAACCUCAGCCCCAGCACUGGAGGUCCUGUACCAGCCGGAGAACAGCGCAGCACAAUCAGAAGAACCUGUAGACACCAUGGACUCCUUCGGAAAGCUCUCUCAGAUCAUUCACAGUCCCAGCUUCCACAAGAGAUGAGAUAGCAGUGAUGAGGCACUGGUGAAUAAUGUUUUCUGGGGGUGUCCUGCUUUGUCUGAGGGCUCAGACUGCAUGUAGAACCAAGGACUGAGUGCAGGUCCAAACCCAGAGCGGCUGCUAUGAUAUCCUGCCAGCACUGUCCGAGAUGACCGAAGAGAACACAAGAGCAGAGUCCUGCAGAGUGGAGAAUGAUGCCCAUACUGUGCUAAUGAUUUAUCCUCUCACUAUCGGUAACAGUCCACACAUUUACUGAACAAACACUUGGAGAGAGCUAGCUCUUCCUUCCUGAAACAAAGACCAGGGAGGGAUGUGUUUGACAUUCUGGUUUUGUUUGGAAUAAAGAGAAGAUGGAUUGAGCUGUAACUGUACAUGACCAGAGAGUUUAUAGAAACCAGGAGAAAGAAAAGAAUGGUACAGUACUAGUCACAGG
Molecule: messenger RNA, 1112 nt
Organism: Scomber japonicus (chub mackerel)
Lineage: Eukaryota; Metazoa; Chordata; Actinopteri; Scombriformes; Scombridae
Gene: fgf19
Product: fibroblast growth factor 19
Exons: 3
Coding region: 47-682 (211 amino acids)
Biological process (GO): positive regulation of cell population proliferation; positive regulation of protein phosphorylation; regulation of cell migration
Cellular component (GO): cytoplasm
Molecular function (GO): growth factor activity; fibroblast growth factor receptor binding
Source: RefSeq, a predicted model, not a curated record